Messenger RNA from Erigeron canadensis, 1653 nucleotides. RefSeq lists its product as uncharacterized. NCBI's taxonomy places the organism in Eukaryota, Viridiplantae, Streptophyta, Magnoliopsida, Asterales, Asteraceae. The record is from RefSeq and is a predicted model, not a curated record. Bases 197 to 1405 code for a protein of 402 amino acids. The transcript has 15 exons.
AAAAUCAUCAAGUCACAAAACCUCCAUAAUAAAAGCACAUAAACCCAAUUCAGUUUUUCUCGAAAUAUUCGUGGGUUUCACUUCAAUUUUAAGAACAGUUACCCAACUCUUGUUAUUUAUAUUUAUUCUUGUUAACUUUUCGGGUCUUGGUGAAGAAUGCGAAACUGCUCUUGCAGGCUAAAUUGUUUCUGUUAGUAUGAAUUUCGAAGACAUUAAAAGAAAGGGAAACCUUAAUAAAAGGAAAUCGACAGAGUAUUCAAAGCUUAUAGCAACGAUCACAGUUGGUAUCUUUUUUGGUUUCUUCAUUGGGGCAUCCUUUCCAGCUUUUUCAUCAUCAAAGAUCAAGUUAAUUCCUCCAAUUGAUAUGUACCUUUGGAACAAAAAUUCGGGCCACUCUGCACAAACAAUCUUAAAUGUACUUUCUGUCACGAGGGAGAACGUAUCAAAGGAUGCACGGAACGUUGAUGAUCCAUCAAAGAUUUGGGUGUCAUCUAAUCCACGAGGCGCGGAAAGCUUACCUCCAGCUAUUGUUGCUUCUGAAUCAGACUUAUAUCCUCGCAGAUUGUUCGGUAAACCUAGUGAGGACUUACCGUCCAAACCAAAGUAUCUUGUAGCUUUCACUGUUGGUCAAGGCCAGAAGGCUCACAUUGAUAAUGCAGUCAAAAAAUUCUCUGAGAAUUUCACAAUCCUUCUCUUUCAUUAUGAUGGUAAAACAACAGAAUGGGAUGAAUUUGAAUGGUCAAAGCAUGCCAUUCAUAUAAGUGUGGUUAAACAAACAAAAUGGUGGUAUGCCAAAAGAUUCCUUCAUCCUGACAUUGUUGCACCGUAUGACUACAUAUUUAUCUGGGACGAAGAUCUUGGAGUUGAUCAUUUUAACGCUGAAGAAUACAUUAAGCUUGUAAGGAAGCAUGGAUUAGAAAUAUCACAGCCUGGCUUGGAUCCCAGUAGUCGGGGUUUAACUUGGCAAAUGACCAAGAGGCGUGGAGAUCGUGAAGUUCACAAAGAAACGACAGAGAAGCCAGGUUGGUGCAGCGACCCGCAUUUGCCUCCAUGUGCAGCAUUUGUAGAGAUCAUGGCUCCAGUUUUCUCCCGAGAAGCUUGGCGCUGCGUGUGGCAUUUAAUUCAGAAUGAUUUGGUCCACGGAUGGGGUCUUGAUUUUGCUCUCCAGAAAUGUGUUGAGCCUGCACACGAAAAGAUUGGAGUAGUUGAUGCACAAUGGAUAGUUCAUGAACGCGUACCUUCACUUGGGAAUCAGGGUACAGGAGAAAAUGGGAGACCCGCAUGGCAAGGGGUUAGAGACAGAUGUCAAAGUGAGUGGAAGUUAUUUGGAGCACGAGUAGAAAAGGCGGAGAAAGAUUAUUACAAGUCCAUUGGGGUUGACCCUUUGAAUAUUACGGCUCAUUAGCCAGAAACUUAACAAAGAAACUUAACAAAAUGCCAUUAUACAUCAUCAUUGUUAACUGCUUUAGCUAGUUGUUCAUAGUUCCAUAGCAUAUUACUCGUGGUAUUGAAGAGGCGUAUUUUAUGAUAUAUGUAUAUGUUUGACAGAAAAUGAGCUAGUGAAGUAUCUACCUGCAUUGGCAAAUGGUAAAUGGCGAGUUCAUAAAAUAUAUGUCAAAGUCAAAGAUAUAUCACAACAUUACUUUUUGAAAA